CCUCCGCGUGGAGGACCUCCCGGAGACAGACAGGCAGGAGGCUGUGCCACAGGACCUGCUGGCCGUGCGGCUGCACCUGGACAACAGCACCACACUCCCCUCUGCGGCCGCCGUCCAACUCCACUGGCUGGGGGGGGGACUGCUGGGAUGUGACGGGGUGAAGGGGGAACAGACAGGGCUGGAGCCACCCAGCGUCCCCGUUCCCCCGGCUCUGUGCUGCUAUGCCUCUUCCCUUUGCCUCCAGGUGCUGACGCCAGCACCAGCGCCGGAGGGCUACACGGUGCUGUACCGCUGCCUGCUCCCUGCCAGCACCACCUGGGCCCAGCACGAUGUGGGCAGGGAGCUCAGCGCCAUCAUCCCUGCGCUCAAGAGGGGCUACAAGUAUGAGUUCAAGGUCCGGCCUUACGCCAGAGGAGCCCAGGGCUUGGACAGCAACACCAGGCACCUCUGGAUCCCUGAGGAAGCGCCGAGUGCAGCACCCCAACAUGUCACCGUGGGACAGGCUGAGAUGGGGAACGGCACUGUGGUUGUGAGCUGGGAGCCGCCUCCUCCCGACGCCCACAAUGGCAUCAUCCGUGGCUACAAGGUUUGGUCCCUGGGCAACGGCUCUCACCACCACACCAACAGGACAGUAGACGGAGGCACCCACCGCCUGGAGACCUUCCUCCUGGGCCCCGGGGCCACAUACUGCAUCCAGGUGGCAGCUUUCAAUGGCGCGGGGCUGGGGGUCCCCAGCAAUGCCACUUGUGGCAUCCUGGAGCCACUCCUGGAGGUGAUGGCACGGGGCCCGGAGGCACUGCCCUUGGCCGCCAUCAUCGCCGGUGCUGGUGCCCUGCUCUGGGUGACCCUCCUGGCCUUCCUGGUCUACCUGUGCCAGCGCCGCGCCGGCAGCCCCCACGGCAAAGGUCUGUGCCACUGCACCAGUGAGGACACGGUGGCCCGGCAGAGGCUGGACGCCGGCGACUCUCCCUGGCUCUCAGAUACCUGGAAAUCCACCUCGGGCUCCAAAACCCUCGGCAGCAGCAGCAGCCUCAGAAGCCACCUCCUCUGGAGUGACACCCGUGCGGGCCCCCAGGCCUGA
This is a messenger RNA of Struthio camelus australis, 1081 nucleotides long. The record is from RefSeq and is a predicted model, not a curated record. Lineage: Eukaryota; Metazoa; Chordata; Aves; Struthioniformes; Struthionidae.